Penicillium angulare is the source of this 1746-nucleotide messenger RNA. RefSeq lists its product as uncharacterized. The transcript has a single exon. The record is from RefSeq and is a predicted model, not a curated record. Bases 1 to 1746 code for a protein of 581 amino acids. Lineage: Eukaryota; Fungi; Ascomycota; Eurotiomycetes; Eurotiales; Aspergillaceae.
AUGGACAAUAUGGAUGGGCAUUUGGGACUGAGUGAGUGGCCCUCGUCUUUUGUACCUAACGGCACCCCAAAUACCGAUCUGGGGCUUACACUUUCCCCCGGAUCACAGUCUUCGCCAUGCGAUUCUUUGUUUGGGAGUCCCUUGAUAGCCGGGGGUGAAGAAACUGUCGCGAACAACCCAUAUGGCUCAUCUGAUCCAUUUCCUGUCGAAAGUCAGGGCUUUGACCUCGAUAUCGACCUCGACCUCGGCCUUGAACCAAACUUCGAUCCUUUCGAAGGCUUGCAUCCAACCUCUGCUCAGUCGGAAGCUAUCAACCAAGUUGUUGUCGGGACCUCCCAAGCAUCCAAUGAAAUAGCCACCCAGCCUUCGGGUUCUCCAUGUAAAAGGGUUUAUGAAGAUGUUUCUUCCAAUGGCGCCCAGCAGUCUCCUCCACCCCUCCCACCUCCCAAGAAACAAAAGCUUGCGAGCCAGAUGUCAUCAGACGGCCUUCCAGCCUUUUUGAACCCAAAUCAACGCCAGCCGUCGAUAUCCUCUCACAUCGCCCCAACACAUCCUCCGUGCCCUUCAGCCAGCAUGAUCUCGAAGGAAAAGUUUGCUAUCGAACCCUCCGACUUGGAUGAACAUUAUGCCCGCGAGGUGACUACCUUCAUUCCGCCCGACACGCACCAUGCCUCACCCUAUCAGCCAGUCGGGUACAAUCCUUCUACCCCAAGCAUGCAUUCCAAAGUGGUGCACGUCAGCAAUGACACUCUUCAUCAUCGUCUUGCAAAUGCUCGACGGCGAGCGGAUGCUGUGACAGCAGACCGCAACAAACUCCGUGAGGCUUUGCUGCAGUACACAAGCGUUGAUCCUCAGACGGGUAAGCUAGGAAUACAUGCUCUGGAAUCCCAGCUUACUACUCUACGGCGUGUAAACACUGGCCAUCAGCGGCGCGCAGAGACGCAGAAAGAAGAAACCCAGUUCUGGAAACAAAGGUUUGUAGAGAUUUCGAACACAUACAACUCGCUCCUUUACGACUACAAAUGUCUGCAAUCAGGCUUGCCAUCUCCUCCCGCAUCUUCAACUAGUAGACCUAACAGCUUGUCGGCUCGGUCUUCUCCUACUAACGCUGCCGCCGCCGCCGACGCAACCAAUGUAUCGAAUCUCGCCUCGCCUGUCACGUCUUCGAGCAACCAACCUAAAAAUCACUUGGUCCCAUCGUCUGCUAUUUCAACGACUAUCUCGCUGUCCAACUCCCCUACUGCGCUCCCCCAGGAUACGACUCAAGUGAUCGAUCUGACACUUGACGAUGACGCAGAGAACGUGAGUCCCCAAGGAUCUGAAACCGUCACACCGAGAGAAAACGCCCAACUAACCCAAUUUCACCGUAAUAUUAGGCAGAAACAAAUGAAAUGGCUCCAUAGCACUGAAUCAACCAAUGAUGCUGCUGACCGCAUCUUGAAUAAACUGAAUCCCAAGCACCGGACGGGUAUCAUCGAAGUCGGCGUCAACAAAUGCUACAACAUUAUUGAGACUCAGAAUGGACUCCGCCUGCAACUCGGAGGGCCCUUCAAGCAGCUCAUUACCACCAGUCAAAACACCGACCAUGAAAACCCCACAAUAUGUAGCGAGGAUGCGGCUGAUCUCUACAACCCUACUCAUGAUGAACUCUGCCAAAUGAUGGAAGAGGAGCUGGCCGGUGGUAGCGAUGAAUUGAUUGAAACUCACGAUACCGACAAUGAGAACUUGCAAGGAUCAGCAGGAUGA